Diabrotica virgifera virgifera (western corn rootworm) is the source of this 3610-nucleotide messenger RNA. Its product is annotated as mucin-5AC-like. The transcript has 2 exons. The record is from RefSeq and is a predicted model, not a curated record. Lineage: Eukaryota; Metazoa; Arthropoda; Insecta; Coleoptera; Chrysomelidae. Bases 48 to 3314 code for a protein of 1088 amino acids.
GAAAAGCAUCUUCUCAUCAAGCUCGUAGUCUUGAAUAAGAGUUCAGAAUGAUGGCUGCAGUACACCUUAAAGUAGCGAUCACUAUUCUUGCAUUUACCUGCAUUGAAUCAAGAUAUUCUAGUACGAUUAACAAACACUUCACAAAGUCACCAAGAUGGAAUGAGACAACCUUCUUUCCUGGAAAGAACACCCAGAACCCAAGCAACUGGACCACUAAUAACGGUUCUAAUUGGGAUCUGACCACAUUCCUACCUGGAAACAACACAAACCAACCCGAUUGGAAUGUAACUACACUCUCUCCAGGAAAUAACACUCAGAACCCAAGCAACUGGACCACUAGUAGCGGUUCUAAUUGGAAUCUGACCACACCCGUACCUGGGAACAAUACAAACCAACCAGAUUCGAAUGUAACUACACUCUCUCCUGGAAAUAACACCCAGAACCCAAACAACUGGACAACUAGUAGCAGUUCUAAUUGGAAUCUGACCACACCCGUACCUGGAAAGAACACAAACCCACCAAACUGGAAUAUAACUACACCCUCUCCUGGAAAUAACACCCAGAACCCAAGUAACUGGACCACUAGUAGCGGUUCUAAUUGGAAUCUGAGCACACCCGUACCUGGAAACAGCACAAACCAACCAGAUUGGAAUUUAACUACACUCUCUCCUGGAAAUAACACCCAGAACCCAAGCAACUGGACCACUAGUAGCGGUUCUAAUUGGAAUAUGACCACACCCGUACCUGGAAACAACACAAACCAACCUGAUUGGAAUGUAACUACCCUCUCUGCUGGAAAUAAUACCCAGAUCCCAAGCAACUGGACCACUAGUAGCGGUUCUAAUUGGAAUCUGACCACACCCGUACCUGGAAACAACACAAACCAACCAGAUUGGAAUAUAACUACACUCUCCCCUGGAAAUAACACACCGAACCCAAGCAACUGGACCACUAGUAGCGGUCCUAAUUGGAAUUUGACCACACCCGCACCUGGAAACAACACAAACCAACCAGAUUGGAAUGCAACUAUCCUCUCUCCUGGAAAUAAUACCCAGAACCGAAGCAACUGGACCACUAGUACCGGUUCUAAUUGGAAUUUGACCACGCCCGCAUCUGGAAACAACACAACCCAACCAGAUUGGAAUGUAACUACACUCUCUCCUGGAAAUAACACCCAGAACCCAAGCAACUGGACCACUAGUAGCGGUUCUAAUUGGAAUCUGACCACACCCGUACCUGUUAACAACACAAACCAACCCGUUUGGAAUAUUAAUACACUCUCUCCAGGAAAUAACACCCAUACGCCAAGCAACUGGACCACUAGUAGCGGUUCUAAUUGGAAUCUGACCACACCCGCAUCUGGAAACAACACAACCCAACCAGAUUGGAAUGUAACUACACUCUCUCCUGGAAAUAACACCCAGAACCCAAGCAACUGGACAACUAGUACCGGUUCUAACUGGAAUUUGACCACACCCGCACCCGGAAACAACACAAACCAACCAGAUUGGAAUGUAACUACACUCUCUCCAGGAAAUAACACUCAGAACCCAAGCAACUGGACCACUAGUAGCGGUUCUAAUUGGAAUCUGACCACACCCGUACCUGGGAACAACACAAAUCAACCAGAUUCGAAUGUAACUACACUCUCUCCUGGAAAUAACACCCAGAACCCAAGCAACUGGACCACUAGUAGCGGUUCUAAUUGGAAUCUGAGCACACCCGUACCUGGAAACAGCACAAACCAACCAGAUUGGAAUUUAACUACACUCUCUCCUGGAAAUAACACCCAGAACCCAAGCAACUGGACCACUAGUAGCGGUUCUAAUUGGAAUAUGACCACACCCGUACCUGGAAACAACACAAACCAACCUGAUUGGAAUGUAACUACCCUCUCUGCUGGAAAUAAUACCCAGAUCCCAAGCAACUGGACCACUAGUAGCGGUUCUAAUUGGAAUCUGACCACACCCGUACCUGGAAACAACACAAACCAACCAGAUUGGAAUAUAACUACACUCUCCCCUGGAAAUAACACACAGAACCCAAGCAACUGGACCACUAGUAGCGGUUCUAAUUGGAAUCUGACCACACCCGUACCUGGGAACAACACAAACCAACCAGAUUCGAAUGUAACUACACUCUCUCCUGGAAAUAACACCCAGAACCCAAACAACUGGACAACUAGUAGCGGUUCUAAUUGGAAUCUGACCACACCCGUACCUGGGAACAACACAAACCAACCAGAUUCGAAUGUAACUACACUCUCUCCUGGAAAUAACACCCAGAACCCAAACAACUGGACAACUAGUAGCAGUUCUAAUUGGAAUCUGACCCCACCCGUACCUGGAAAGAACACAAACCCACCAAACUGGAAUAUAACUACACCCUCUCCUGGAAAUAACACCCAGAACCCAAGCAACUGGACCACUAGUAGCGGUUCUAACUGGAAUUUGACCACACCCGCACCCGGAAACAACACAAACCAACCAGAUUGGAAUUUAACUACACUCUCUCCUGGAAAUAACACCCAGAACCCAAGCAACUGGACCACUAGUAGCGGUUCUAAUUGGAAUAUGACCACACCCGUACCUGGAAACAACACAAACCAACCUGAUUGGAAUGUAACUACCCUCUCUGCUGGAAAUAAUACCCAGAUCCCAAGCAACUGGACCACUAAUAGCGGUUCUAAUUGGAAUUUGACCACACCAACAUCUGGAAACAACACAACCCAACCAGAUUGGAAUGUAACUACACUCUCUCCUGGAAAUAACACCCAGAACCCAAGCAACUGGACCACUAGUAGCGGUUCUAAUUGGAAUCUGACCACAACCGUACCUGGAAACAACACAAACCAACCAGAUUGGAAUAUAACUACACUCUCCCCUGGAAAUAACACCCAUAACCCAAGCAACUGGACCACUAGUAGCGGUCCUAAUUGGAAUUUGACCACACCCGCACCUGGAAACAACACAAACCAAUCAGAUUGGAAUGCAACUACCCUCUCUCCUGGAAAUAAUACCCAGAACCCAAGCAGCUGGACCACUGGUACCGGUGCUAAUUGGAAUUUGACCACACCCGCAUCUGGAAACAACACAACCCAACCAGAUUGGAAUGCAACUACCCUCUCUCCUAGAAAUAAUACCCAGAACCCAAGCAACUGGGCCACUAGUACCGGUUCUAAUUGGAAUUUGACCACACCCGCACCUGGAAACAACACAAACCAACCAGAUUCGAAUGUAUCUACCCUCUCUCCUAAAAAUAACCCCAGAACCCAAGCAACUGGAUCACUAGUACCGGUUCUAUUUGGAAUUUGACCACACCCGCGUCUGGAAACAACACAACCCAACCAGAUUGGGAUGUAACUACACUUUCUCCUGGAAAUAUCACCCAAAACUCAGGCAACUGGAUUAAUAAUACGGGUCGUUAAAUAUGUAAAAUAACAAAAAUAUUCUAAUAAUUAGAAAAAUUAUUUAAUAAUAUGGCAAUAAGCAUUAAUGGUUAAGAUUCCAUUUUCAAUUCAUUUAUAUCUAACUGAAGACUGGUCACUAGAAUUAAUAUAAGUUUUUGAUUAUAAACCAAUUUUUGAGAAUAAAUAAAUAUUUAAAUUAUA